CGGAGCGGCAGCAGACCAGCUGGACUCCCGUCCUCUCCCGUCCUCUGCCGUCCUCUCCCGUCCUCUGCCGUCCUCUCCCAUCCUCUCCCGUCCUCUGCCGUCCUCUCCCGUCCUCUGCCGUCCUCUGCCGUCCUCUCCUGUCCUCUACGUCUGAGCAGCAGGAAGCUGAAAGAUGACCAGAGCAGCCGCGUCCCUCGUCCUGGUCCUGGUGGCCUUGUCCUCCACCUUCGCUAAAUAUGUCCCCAAAACGGGCAAGAGGAUCCCUCAGUCCCUGUCCAGAGGUUGGGGCGACCAGCUGAUCUGGGCUCAGACGUACGAGGAGGGUCUGUACUGGUCCAGGUCCAGGAACAAGCCUCUGAUGGUCCUGUUCCACCUGGAGGACUGUCCUCACAGCCAGGCGCUCAAGAAGGUCUUCGCUGACAACACCGAGCUCCAGAGGACCCUGGACGAGGACUUCGUGAUCCUCAAUCUGAUGUAUGAAACCACAGACAAACACCUGUCCCCUGAUGGACAGUACGUCCCCAGGAUCAUCUUUGUGGACCCCUCCAUGACGGUGAGAGCCGACAUCGUCGGCCGCUACUCCAACCGCAUGUACGCCUACGAACCAAAUGAUGUCAAACUCUUGCUGGACAACAUGAAGAAGGCCAAGAAGCUCCUGAAGUCUGAGCUGUGAGCAGCAGGUUGAGACGCCCUCCGCCCACGUCCACCCUCCUCCACCCUCCUCCACCCACCUCCACCCUCCUCCACCCCUCCUCCACAGCUCCUGAAGUGUGAGCUGUGAGCAGCAGGAUGAGACGCCCUCCGCCCACCUCCGCCCACCUCCACCCACCUCCAACCUGUUUGCUGUCACCAGCUGACAUGUGAAAAGCCAAGCACUGGAAGGGUCCUCUGUCUCCUGACGUGUCCCCCCUUGACUCCACCCUGAUUUCCACCCUGGUAUUAUUAAUGUACAUCCUUUGGAAUAAAAACUGAUGUGUUCAAAUGACA
Molecule: messenger RNA, 987 nt
Organism: Salarias fasciatus (jewelled blenny)
Lineage: Eukaryota; Metazoa; Chordata; Actinopteri; Blenniiformes; Blenniidae
Gene: agr2
Product: anterior gradient 2
Exons: 8
Coding region: 173-673 (166 amino acids)
Cellular component (GO): endoplasmic reticulum
Source: RefSeq, a predicted model, not a curated record